This is a messenger RNA of Rosa chinensis, 1337 nucleotides long. RefSeq names its product probable prolyl 4-hydroxylase 7. The coding region runs from base 212 to 1180 and encodes 322 amino acids. NCBI's taxonomy places the organism in Eukaryota, Viridiplantae, Streptophyta, Magnoliopsida, Rosales, Rosaceae. The record is from RefSeq and is a predicted model, not a curated record. Gene Ontology annotation, molecular function: procollagen-proline 4-dioxygenase activity; L-ascorbic acid binding; iron ion binding. Gene Ontology annotation, biological process: peptidyl-proline hydroxylation to 4-hydroxy-L-proline. The transcript has 8 exons. Gene Ontology annotation, cellular component: endoplasmic reticulum.
AUACCCCCACUUUCCUGAAUGGAAAAUUCCAGACAAUAACAAAAGGAAGGUCCUGUUUUUCCAGUGGCCAACAGCGCCAAAGAUACAGUGGGCGCCUCCCGUAUUCAUUUGUCUCUAACUCCCUUUGACAUUUCUUCCCCAAAACCCCAUAAAGUCUCCUCCUUUUUUCCCAAUCUGUUCUUCCCCAAAUCAAAAACCCUAGAUUUUCCUCAUGGAUGCUCGCUUCUUUCUCGCCCUCUCCCUCUGUUUCUUCUUCUUCCUCUUCUUCUUCCCUCACGUCUCCCAUUCCAGAGCUCGAAUCUCAGACGUGAUCCCCAAGAAGCAAACUGUGGGAUCCCUGAUCAGAAUGAAGAGAGGUCCUUCUUCUGCUACAUUCGAUCCGUCUCGCGUCUCUCAGCUCUCUUGGAGUCCCAGGGCUUUUAUUUAUAAGAAUUUUCUCUCUGAGGAGGAGUGUGAUCAUCUAAUUAAUCUGGCCAAAGAUAAGCUAGAGGUGUCCAUGGUGGCUGACAAUGACUCUGGUAAGAGUAUAAAGAGUGAAGUGCGGACGAGCUCCGGAAUGUUCCUUUCGAAAGCUCAAGAUGAAGUAGUUUCCAACAUUGAGUCCAAGAUUGCUGCAUGGACCUUCCUUCCAAUUGAGAAUGGGGAGGCAAUGCAGAUACUGCACUAUGAAAAUGGUCAAAAGUAUGAGCCACAUUUCGAUUAUUUUCAUGACAAAGCUAAUCAAGAAUUGGGUGGCCACCGUGUUGCCACUGUAUUGAUGUAUCUCUCUAAUGUUGAAAAGGGUGGGGAAACAGUCUUUCCUCAUGCGCAGGUGAAAACGGUUGAAGCCAAGGAUGAGGUCUUGUCUGAUUGUGCAAAAAAUGGCUAUUCUGUGAAACCAUUCAAGGGUGAUGCCUUGCUGUUCUUCAGUCUUCUUCCUAAUGCCACAACUGAUCCAAACAGUUUGCAUGGGAGCUGCCCUGUCAUUGAGGGUGAGAAAUGGUCCGCAACCAAGUGGAUUCAUGUGAGAUCCUUCGAAGAUUCAAUCAGGCAGGGAACUAGCGGGGAGUGCAAGGAUGCGAAUGCAAACUGCUUUACAUGGGCAAAGGCCGGUGAAUGUGAGAAGAAUCCUGUAUACAUGGUGGGUUCAGAGGAUCUUCCCGGGUUUUGUAGGAAGAGUUGCAAGGUCUGUUCAUCUUAGGGAAGUUAUGUUCCUUCCUAGUUCUUUCUAUACGGAGAGAGAUGGUUAUUUAGUUGUAUAUAACAUUGAGCUCUGCCCCAGAUGAACUUUACUAGCACAUUCAUAAUGUACUUGCACAGCUUACUAUUACAAAAAGGAACAUGUAGGUCUCAUUUUA